Molecule: messenger RNA, 2516 nt
Organism: Gasterosteus aculeatus aculeatus (three-spined stickleback)
Lineage: Eukaryota; Metazoa; Chordata; Actinopteri; Perciformes; Gasterosteidae
Gene: mief2
Product: mitochondrial elongation factor 2
Biological process (GO): positive regulation of mitochondrial fission; mitochondrion organization
Cellular component (GO): mitochondrial outer membrane
Source: RefSeq, a predicted model, not a curated record
GAGUCCCGGAGGUCCUUCGCGGGCACAGCGUCUUCCAACCGCAAUUAAAGAAGAGAAGAAGAACACAGCAGCGGUUAGCUAACGCUAGCUGGUAUUGCUAGCUAUGUUUACUUUAAGUUACGCCCGUGGACAACAUACGUAACUUCACGCGCUUUUUGAUUAAUAUUAUCAACACAGGUCUAUUAGCAAAUCGUGAAUGGUGUGGACUCGGACUCUUAUAUUUUGGUUGCUUCCUGGGUUACUCUGACUUCUUGUCAUCCACGUGGAAGUUAAGCUGCGUCCCAUGAUUUCUAGAUCUAGACGGCUCUAGCUGGAGGCUAACAACAAAAAAGGGGAAGCCAUGAACUUCCAGGGCAGUCGGAGGCGAGGAGAGGAGGGCAUCGCCGUGGUGAUUGAUUUCCUGCUGUCGAAUGCCCAUCUGGUUCUGGGAGUCGGUGGGGCGGCCGUGCUCGGAAUUGCUACCCUGGCGGUGAAACGGCUGAUAGAGCGCGCGGGCCGUGCAGCCGAGGACGAGAAGGUGAAGCAGAAGAUGGCUGAGAGCUGGGAGGAGCUGAGUUCGGUCUCCGCUUCUCCCACGCUGCUCAAGAAGGGCGUAGAGGGCGUGAAGCACGUCGCCAAGGCAGCCAGACAGCAGAAAGCGGAACUUUCGCAACAACCCCAGACGUCCUCUUCAGAGGUGCCACCCAAACCCGCGUCAAAGUCCAAGAGGCUGCAGCUGUGCGCGCUCAGUUUGCAGGAGCGCCUGCAGCAGUACUAUCACACGAGGGCGGCCCUCCAUCCAGACGAGGUGCUGAGGGCUCAGUCUCUGGCCGUGGACAUCUGCAGCGAGAUCCAGGGCUUUCUGCACAGCCGGGUUCCUGACAUGCCGCUGGGAGAGAUGAGCCUCGGAGGUUCUCUACUGGAUGACCUGCAGGUGGUCAGUGCGGACCAUGCUUGUCUGCUGGUGCCCCUACAGCUGGAAGCCACUCUGUGGCGCCUCAUCCCCGGAGAGGAGACGCUGCUCACACACCCGCUGCACUGGAUGAUCCGACGAGUCAAUCUGGAAUAUUUCCCCAGAGGACUCAGCUACUGGGACAGGCACCUGGUGGGGGGGUACCUGUCUGCAGAAGCGGUUGUGAACAUGUUUAGUAAGACGGUGAUGGAAAGUGUGAACUGGCUGUCCAUCAGCAGCACUCUGGACUGUCUGGUCAGACCUGUGCUGGGAGGACCUGACCUGAGACUGGAGAUCAGGCCUGGAAAUGAAGACGGGGCAGCGAGCAGCGAACCGCCCGUGUUCAUCUCCGUGCUGCCUCUGCUGACGGAGGAGGACGUGGUUCUGACCGCCCAGCCGGAGCUCACGGCGCCCUGGGUCAAUGCCUGGCACCUGUCCCUCUACCCGUGGGAGAACCGCCGACUGACUCAGCUCGACGCCGCCGACGGCGGGCGCCGCCGCCACGCGCUGAAGAUCCUCAAGGCGGUGUGCAGACUGAACCCUUCCCUGCGGCCGCUCGGAGCCGCGCCGCUGGCCAACCUCAUCCUGCACCUCAGCGACGCCGAGGGCGACUGGUCCGAGACCAGCCUGCAUGUGCGAUUCCGGCAGUGCGUCGCCGAGCUGAUCGGCUACCUGGAACAAGGGGCGCUGCACAGCUACUUCAAGCCGGCUGUCAAUCUGCUGAGCGGCUUGUCGGAGGACCAGGUGGACCGGAUGGGUUUCAUGCUUUACUGCGCCGUGUCGGAGCCUGAAAUACUGCUCAUAUAACUGUGUGCACGCGCAGUAUCUUUCAAGCUCUGACACACACACACACACACACACACACACAGAUCAAAUGAAUAAGACGUCGUGCUCUGACCACUGCGUUCUUGCCUUGUUUAGCUCCUCCCUCCUGCUUUGAUUUUGGAAUUACAGAAUGUGCAGCACGCGCCUCGCCGGGACGAGGAGACGCGAAACCGAGACGGGAUGUGAAAGCGAUUUAGAGGAAAGGAGACGAAGUGUUCACCCAACGGGUUUGAGGUGACGCUUCAGGACGUGCGCGGUCAAACCAGCCACCAGAGUCUGCAGUGGAGUUUGAAGGGAUGUAGCUGCUUGACGGGGCGUCGGCGAUGGUCACUGAGGCCACGCGGCGCUCGGAAUACCAGCAGAGGAGCGCUCAUCGCCUCUGACUGAUGGCGAGUGCUCGGCUUUAUUUUCCUAAACCUACUUUAAUAUAAUGUAAGUAUACAGACAAUUGAUGACCUGCUAAUGACAACAGGUUUUAAUGCAUUUAUAAAAACCUGUCCAUCUAACUUAUUUAACGCAAAUGCUAUAUUUUGUCAUAUUGAGUGUUAAAGUGUGCAGUAUUUUGUUUGUCUUGUUUGCUGUUCAGUGGGUUGACUCUUACCUGGGUUAACUAACCUUUUUUAGAUAAAUAAAGUUGCCUUCUAACUGAAGGCUGUUGGUUUUAAAUACCGUAUGAAUGUUGGGACUAUUUCUUGCUGACUGAAAGUUAUUUUCUGUAAAUGAACACACUGCAAAUAAAAAUGAGUAUUUGUUUUUAUUC